AUGUUUAGUUUAAUAAUUGUAUUUUUUAGAUUUAUAAGUACUGAAAAUACAGUACACAAAGAAAGAAAUAGUAAAGAUAUUAAAGUUAAUAUGCAAAUAUUAUUGAAUGGGUUACAUCAUGCCAUUUUUGGAAAACAUGAAAUAAAUCCAAACACACAAAAGAUAAUAAGUGAAUUGAAUGACAAAAAUAUUGGUUUAGAUAAAGCUUUUAAUAUAAUAGCUCAUUUAAAAUCAAAUAAUGAAGCAAUGGAGGCGUUAGAAGAAUUACUAGAAAGAUAUAACGAUAUAUGUAAAAUGAGUAGUAAUGUUAAUACAGAACAAUUGUGUGUUGUUGAAGCACAUCUUGAAGAAUUAUAUGAAAAGCUUAUCAAUGAAACACCAAUUGGAGAUUCUAAAAAUGUCACUAAAAUUCUUAGAAAAGUAAUAGAAGAAUAUGAAAAAAAUAAGGCUCGAAUUGAUCUUUGUGCUGCUGAAAUAGAAGAAACAGUUGUUGAUAAAUAA
This is a messenger RNA of Hepatospora eriocheir, 501 nucleotides long. The record is from the annotation of a GenBank genome assembly. Lineage: Eukaryota; Fungi; Microsporidia; Hepatosporidae.